Messenger RNA from Tachysurus fulvidraco (yellow catfish), 1451 nucleotides. It is a transcript of the gene rp9, whose product is annotated as RP9 pre-mRNA splicing factor. Bases 85 to 819 code for a protein of 244 amino acids. Gene Ontology annotation, biological process: RNA splicing. Lineage: Eukaryota; Metazoa; Chordata; Actinopteri; Siluriformes; Bagridae. The transcript has 6 exons. The record is from RefSeq and is a predicted model, not a curated record.
UGUGACAAACAGGUCAUCCGGAAGUCGAUGAACAGCCGUUCAGUUACAGUUGCCCUGCUUCAGCUAACAUAAUGUGACUCUUUUAUGAAGUAUUUUGUAAAGGAUUAUAUAUUUAAAAUAAAAGCUGUAGUACAACACUGUGUGCAGUGCACAAAUAUAAUCAUGUCAGAUAGAAAGCGACGGAAAGAAGAGAAAGAAGAAAGACGAAGCACAAAGAGGCUAAAAAACUCAGAAGGCGAUGAAGAGAAAUACAACAAACACUCCGCAAAACUCAGUGAAGACGUGCAGAAACUUAAACAUGUGGAGAUUUUCUAUGAGAAACCUCCCCCAGGACUUAUAAAGGAGGAAGAAGUAAAACCAGAGGACUGUAUUCCUGAUGCCCCUGGGAAUGAGAACGCCAGGGACUUUCUGGCUCAUGCACCCACUAGAGGCUUGUGGAUGCCACUGGGCAGGGAGGUGAAAGUCAUGCAGUGCUGGAGAUGCAAGCGUUACGGCCACAGGACCGGGGACAAAGAAUGUCCCUUCUUCAUCAAAGGCAAUCAGAAGCUGGAGCAGUUCAGAGUGGCACACGAAGACCCGAUGUAUGACAUCAUAAGGGAAAACAAGCGCAACGAGAAGGAGACGAGGAUCGAGCAGCUGAGGAAGCUACUACAGGAUACAACAUCCGAUUCUGACUCCGGCUCCUCCUCGGACCCCUCGACCUCUCGCCACGGCCAUAAGAAUAAGAAGAAAAAAAAGGAAAAGAAGAAGAAGAAGAAGAAGAAACAAAAGAAGAAUAAGAAGCACAAGUCAAAGAGUAGUAGUGACAGCUCCGACUGAAAGGAGAGAGUCGUUAUUGGUGGCUUUGCUGCGAUAUGACCGGGGCAGCUGUAGAGACCUUUAAACCACUGAGCUCUGCUUUCUCUAUACCCCCCGCCACCAUCCCCUUCAAACCACGGACUCUUGCUCUUCCUCCCACCCUGCUGGUUCUGCUUAAUAAUACAUGCAGGUAUUUUAUUUCCCCCUGUCAUCAGAAACGGUUUGCUCACAUGAAGUCUCUAUCAGUUCUGUCUCUUAUUAGACCGCUGUCACGUUUGUGCCUCAGGCCUCGGAUGGUCCGUGCAUGGAGAUGAUGUAAUGUCAGCUCUGAAUGGGUGUGGUGUAGAACAUUGCUUGCUGAUGUAAUAUAUUUAUUGCUUCUUUCUCUCUUAAUGUGCUAAGUUGAGUGUUGAGUUUUAUUUGGAAAUGAUGCCUCCUUUUUUUUUUGACAGUGAAGUAAAUAAUUCAGAACAUUUGUGCCCAAAAUGUGAGAUAUUUCUGUAAAUACAUGGAUGAAGAGAAAAAGAUCUUGUUCAAUCCAUUUUCAGUGUUUUAUUUGAUUUUUUUUUUACUCUGCCUCUAAACUAAAAUAAUACUAUAAUCACACUGUAAUAUAUGGAGCAAAUCAUCACAAAAUACAAGAUUCAAUUCAA